AUGAGAUCGAGAGCUAAGGGGGAUGAUAAGGAUAUUGGUGGCCUCAAAUUGAGAGAAUGGGUAUAUCUACUCAUAAGGGCAUUGUGGCAAUUAUGCCCUCGUGAAGGUGCAGCUGCCAUUACAGUUCCACCUUCUUUAGCCUUGCCUGGUUGCCCUGUGGAAUGUGGAAAUAUAACCAUACCUUACCCAUUUGGGGUUAGAGAAGGAUGUUUCAAAAAUGAUAAUUAUCUUAUAACUUGCGAGGCCAGGAAGAGCAGCAGCGUAAGGGCUUACCAAGGAACUGGAGUCAUUGAGGUCCUAGAGAUGUCACUUGAUGGAUCAGUUAAAUUCCAUAGUCCAUUUCAUGCUACUCAGUGUUUCACUUCAACUGGAACUCAAACAAUUGGGCUAAGCUACUCAUUGGAUGUGCGAGCUUCACCUUUCAGGUUCUCAGCAACCCGAAACAAGUUUACAGGGAUUGGAUGCGAUACCAUUGCCGACAUAAGUGAGUCUCAGGAUCAAAACUUCAUGAGUGGUUGCGUUUCGGUGUGCAAUGACUUGAAGAGUGUGAGGAAUGGGUCUUGCACUGGAAUCGGUUGUUGCCAGACUUCAAUCCCUUUCAAUCUCAAACGUUUCCAAGUUCAACUUGUGAGUAUACAUAACCACACCAGGAUCUUGGGGUCCAGCCCUUGCAGCUAUGCUUUCUUGGCUGAUCAAGACUGGUUCACCUUCAAAUUAUCAGAUUUCUCGACAAAUAGCUUUGCCAAUUCGAUUAUUCCGGUGGUGAUGGAUUGGGCGAUUGGGAAUCAAACAUGCGAAGAAGCAGUUCUAGAUACACAAUCGUAUGCUUGUGGUCCAAAUAGCUAUUGCUCUAAUUCCACUAAUGGCCCUGGCUAUCGAUGUUACUGCAAAGAUGGUUUCGAUGGGAACCCUUAUCUCCCUCAAGGAUGCCAAGAUAUAAAUGAAUGUGAGAAGGGAUACAAUAAUUCUUGCUAUGAGAAUGCUAUUUGCACCAACACUUAUGGGAGUUACAACUGCUCUUGUCCACAAGGCUACCAUGGCGAUGGCUGGGUAAAUAAGGCUCGUUGCACCCGCAAUAAGAAAUCUCUUCCAUUGAUAAGCAUUAUUGUAGGAAUUGGUCUAGGCAUUAUAUUUCUACUGGUCUGCAUUUAUUUUUCAUAUUGGGCAAUCAAGAGAAGAAGACUUAUCAAACUCAGAGAAAAAUACUUCCAACAAAAUGGGGGUUUGCUAUUGCAACAACAAAUAGCUUUACAUGAAGGUGUUGCAGAAAUUGCCAAGAUUUUCACUGAAGAAGAGCUAAAAAAGGCUACCAACAACUUCCAUGAGAGUCGAAUACUUGGAGAAGGAGGGCAUGGUACAGUUUUCAAAGGAAUAUUAUUGAGUGGCAAAGAAGUGGCAAUUAAGAAAUCCAAAAUAAUGGAUCAAGGUCAGAUUAUAGAGUUCAUAAAUGAGAUAGAUAUACUUUCCCAAAUCAAUCAUAGAAAUGUGGUAAAGAUCUUGGGAUGUUGUUUAGAGACAGAGGUUCCAUUGUUAGUUUAUGAGUUCAUCUCCCAUGGAACCCUCUCUCAACAUAUCCAUAACAAGAAUAUUGCAGCUUAUAUUUCAUGGGGAAACCGUCUAAGAAUUGCUACUGAAACAGCUGGAGCACUAGCGUAUUUGCACUCUGCUCAUUCAAUACCCAUCCUUCAUAGGGAUGUCAAGUCUUGCAAUGUACUACUAGAUGAUACUUACACAGCGAAAGUCUCUGAUUUCGGGGCUUCAAGAUUGGUUCCUUUGGAUCAAACUCAAAUGACGACAUUAGUUCAAGGGACCUUAGGAUACUUAGACCCGGAAUGCUUUCAAACAGGUCAACUGACUGACAAAAGUGAUGUUUAUAGCUUUGGUGUUGUUUUUGCAGAGCUCUUGACAGGGCAAAAGGCACUUCUACCUGAAGAAUUUGGAGAAUGUAGAAGCCUAGCAAUGUAUUUUGUUACUUCAAUGAAAGAUAACAAACUUCUUCAAUUUCUUGAUGUCCGAAUGGUAAAUGAGAGAAAUAGAGAGAAAAUUUUGGAAGUUGCUGAGCUUGUAAGACGAUGCUUAAAUGUUAAAGGGGAAGAUAGACCAACAAUGAAAGAAUUUGCAACAGAGCUUGAAUCUUUGAGAAUGUUCUUUGAACAUACCUCGCCAAAACAUUAUUAUGAGGAAACUGAACGCUUCACCGAUGAACCAUCAACAAGUUCUACCGUCAAUGCAACCACUCAAGAAAAUUUGGAGGAUAAUUCUCCUAUUAAUGCAAGUUGUCAAGGGCGCCUGGGGGAUAGUGUUAUGCUAUCAUUACAAAUCGGUCGUUGA
Telopea speciosissima is the source of this 2331-nucleotide messenger RNA. RefSeq names its product wall-associated receptor kinase 2-like. The record is from RefSeq and is a predicted model, not a curated record. NCBI's taxonomy places the organism in Eukaryota, Viridiplantae, Streptophyta, Magnoliopsida, Proteales, Proteaceae. Gene Ontology annotation, biological process: cell surface receptor signaling pathway; protein phosphorylation. Gene Ontology annotation, molecular function: protein serine/threonine kinase activity; polysaccharide binding; calcium ion binding. The transcript has 4 exons. Bases 1 to 2331 code for a protein of 776 amino acids. Gene Ontology annotation, cellular component: plasma membrane.